Messenger RNA from Dermatophagoides pteronyssinus (European house dust mite), 1287 nucleotides. RefSeq names its product polyadenylate-binding protein, cytoplasmic and nuclear-like. NCBI's taxonomy places the organism in Eukaryota, Metazoa, Arthropoda, Arachnida, Sarcoptiformes, Pyroglyphidae. The record is from RefSeq and is a predicted model, not a curated record.
AUGUCGAGUAGUGGAUUUAAUUUACAAAAUGUAGCUUCAACCUCGCUGUUUGUAGGUGACCUUUCACCCUCUGUUAACGAAACAACUUUAUACACGAUUUUUAACACUGUUGGACCUGUUGCUUCUAUUAAAAUAUGCAGAGAUGUGCAAACUAGAAACAGUUUGGGAUACGGAUACGUUAAUUAUCAUUCUUUAUCUGAUGCGGAAAAAGCAAUUAAGGAACUAAAUUAUUCUUUAAUUGAAGGCACUCCAUGCAGAAUUAUGUGGUCCCAACGCGACCCGUCAAUCCGUAUGAAGAAUGAUUCCAACUUAUAUAUCCGUAACAUCGAAAAAUCGAUUGAAACCAAAGAUUUACACAACGCAUUUUACAAAUUUGGAACGAUUUUGUCGUGUAAAAUAGCUACUGACGUAAACGGAAAAAGUCUAGGUUAUGGGUUUGUUCAUUACGCAAAUGCCGAGGCAGCUACCAAAGCGAUCAAGGAAAUGAACGGUUACAAGCUUGGGAACAAGUGCAUUGAGGUCAUGCUGUUUUUGAAUCGCGAAAAGAAGGGUGAUGGCAAGGCAAAAAACUUUACCAACAUUUACGUCAAAGAUUUUAACCCCAGCUGGACUGAAAAAGAAUUACGUUCAGUCUUUGAAAAAAUGGGAACUAUCACUAGCUUGUACUACUCAGUUGACCACCUCUCUCGACCUUUUGCCUGCAUAAAUUUCGAAUCUCACGAAGCCGCGAAGAAAUCCAUUGAUGAGCUCCAUGGAAAAUUCUGUGACGAAUUGAUUAGCAAGGAAGUCGAGGACAACAAAACAGAGUCCGAAACUUUUGCAAAAGAUGUUCUACAAAUUGAAUCGGCUUCUACUAAUGAAAUCUCGAAUGGCAAUGUUUCUUCCACGGAAGCAAAAGUUUCUGAUUCUAAAGAAACAAGCUCUAACUCUGCUUCUGAAAAAAAAGAAAGCAUUUAUUCCGAAAAACUUGCCGAAAACAACCUUGCAUCAUCAUCAUCCAUCGAUGACGCUACAGACGAAGAUCAAACUAUCACCAGAAACAACUAUGAAUCGACAAAAAACGUGUUACAAAAAGUAAGAUCUGACAAAGACAACAAAAAGUGGUUUGGGGAACAAUUGUUUCCUUUGGUUUUCAAUUAUCAACCAGACUUGGCUGCCAAACUCACUGGUAUGCUGCUAGAGUUAAAUGAUAUAGAACUUAAAAAAUUAAUAAUCCACGACAUCGCUUUACGUGAAAAGAUUAAUGAAGCUCUCGCCGUCUUAAAUGAUGCCAAAAACAGAGCAUGA